Microthlaspi erraticum is the source of this 351-nucleotide messenger RNA. The record is from the annotation of a GenBank genome assembly. NCBI's taxonomy places the organism in Eukaryota, Viridiplantae, Streptophyta, Magnoliopsida, Brassicales, Brassicaceae.
AUGGGCCAUAUUUUUAAAACCAAAACGACAACGCAAUGCUUCACUAUCUCGAUCUUCUCGGCUCAUUUCAACUGUUGUUCGCUAGCUAAAGUUGUACAGUUUCAGAGUUUGAUCUUCAUAUGUAUCAAUUGCCUGAAUAAUCUUGUCAUUUUGGGAGCAAUUAUUUCCGCUAAUGGUGCUGUUAAAGAAUUACGGGAACGGCGGCUAUGUAUAUCGAAGCUCCAACACCAAGCCGGCGACGGAAGCUCUUCCUUGCAUCUGACGGGUGUUGAUGAAGGAGGAGAGAGAUUCAAGGUGGAGGAAUCAGAGAAAUCCAUUUUCAUCUUACAUCCUUAUGUUCCUUCAACCUAA